AAAUUUGUUUCUCAACCAGUCGAGGAAUCUGAACCAGUCGAUGAAUCUGAAUCAUUCGAUGAAUAUGAAUCAGUCGAUGAAUAUGAAUCAUUCGAUGAACCUGAACCAGUCGAUGAACGAAACGAGGAUGGAGAUAAUGGUAGACAGACCACGUCAGUUGUUCUUCAAAAACUUGUGUUCAUUGUGGACGAGGAUGAAAAACCAGGAAAUGCAGAAGAUCCCGGAAAUGAGACAGUUGCAGAUGCAUCUAAACCAGCUAAGGAUGGGCCCAACGAAUUAGCCAUUUCUUCAAAGAUGACAAUUCCACACAGAAGAGAUGGCGUUGUUUUCAUGGGUAUUUUGGGAACAUACCGUCUCGUACCAGUAGUGCGGCUGAAUCCAUCUCUCUCUAGUGAAGAUGAGAUAGAAAAUGAGAGGAAGCUACUAUGUGAAUCAGACACACAUGCUAAUAUCAUUAGGUACUAUGGAUUGAAGAAAGUGGACAAUUUCUCCUAUCUGUGCCUAGAAAGGUGGGUGUGCUGUUUAGAUGAUUUGACACGCUUUGCUAAGAAAAAGUUGCAAGAAGAACCGGAUUCACUAGAUGAGAUAAUAGAUGGUCAGUUGUGGACAGAGAUUGGAAUUCCUGCACCUUUGAUGAUACAACUUAUGAGGAACGUAGUUUCUGCAGUGAAUCAUUUGCAUAGCAAGCAAAUAAUUCACCGCAAUCUGACGCCGGAAAAUGUUCUUAUAUGCAAGGAGGGGAAGAAAAUUGUUGCAAAACUGUCUGGUCUAGGCAAAAGCGCAGAGAUUGGAUUAACUUCCAAAAGUAAGUGUUUGAUCAAACAUUUUAGGUUUUAAUUUUCUUUUUUUUUUGUUAUAAAAUUAUAUUUACACAUUGCAGAUUUUGGAGAUGCCAAUUGGCGAGCACCGGAGCAAUUGAAGAAUAGUAAGGAAUCUGAUUCUACUAACUUGUUUCAGCUGGGAUGCAUAUUAUUCUAUGCGUUUACUGGGCAUCAUCCGUAUGGAGAUGAGAAGGUCCGUGGAAACAAUAUUCGACAAAGCUCGAGAGUGAAAGUGAUUACCUCUCUCUUAAAGAAUUGUGAAGCUGCAUGUCUCAUCACCAAUCUGCUGGAGCGGAAUCAAGGUAGUUGCAGUAUUACUGCUUCCGACGCGGUUCAACAUCCCUUUUUCUGGGAUUCUGACAGGAGACGCAACUUCUUGAGAGACUCCACUGAGUACAUAAUGAAUCUGGAUGCUUCUGCUCAAGUCAUAAAGGACCUGCAUGCAAGAGUAGGGUGGAAUUAUGCUGGUUGGAAUAAACUCCUGGAUGCGGAUCUUGUCAGUCACAUGGUGGCCAUGGGCGGUAAUUACAAUUACAACUACGUAAAAGACUUGCUAAGGUUCAUUAGAAACGUGAUUUCUCACUACAGAGAGUUUCCAUCUGAAAUCCAGGUUUGUCUUUCUCCUUAUCUCAUUUUGACAUUGUCAGAAACACAAACUAAGUUUAGAAACUUUAUCAGUCGAUGAACCUGAAUCAGUCGAUGAACCUGAACCAGUC
This is a messenger RNA of Arabidopsis lyrata subsp. lyrata, 1537 nucleotides long. Its product is annotated as inactive serine/threonine-protein kinase/endoribonuclease IRE1-like. Gene Ontology annotation, biological process: IRE1-mediated unfolded protein response; protein phosphorylation; intrinsic apoptotic signaling pathway in response to endoplasmic reticulum stress. Bases 295 to 837 code for a protein of 180 amino acids. Gene Ontology annotation, molecular function: RNA endonuclease activity; protein serine/threonine kinase activity; ATP binding. The transcript has 3 exons. The record is from RefSeq and is a predicted model, not a curated record. NCBI's taxonomy places the organism in Eukaryota, Viridiplantae, Streptophyta, Magnoliopsida, Brassicales, Brassicaceae. Gene Ontology annotation, cellular component: IRE1-TRAF2-ASK1 complex.